This is a messenger RNA of Fulvia fulva, 1251 nucleotides long. RefSeq lists its product as uncharacterized. Gene Ontology annotation, molecular function: protein dimerization activity. NCBI's taxonomy places the organism in Eukaryota, Fungi, Ascomycota, Dothideomycetes, Mycosphaerellales, Mycosphaerellaceae. The record is from RefSeq and is a predicted model, not a curated record. The transcript has 2 exons. The coding region runs from base 1 to 1251 and encodes 416 amino acids.
AUGCCGCGACCGAACCCUCCGCCAACGCCAGGCUCCUCGAGCGACAUCCGGGCCAAAGAGAAGAGCAACCAAGCGGCGCCAGUGCCGACGUUCAACCUCCCCCAGACGGCCUUCAGCGAAGCAGACCGGCGAAGUCCCAGCUCGACGACUCCCUCGGCGAAUGGAUCAGAUUCGUCCUACCGACCAGUGUCGCCAACCUCGCCCGUGGACACGACGAGGAAGCGACCAGCGCCGCAGUCAGGACCAGUGAUAACCAAGGAUGACUUCACGCUGCCUCCCCCGCCGACGAGGUCGCGCAAGAUCAUCCAGAUGAAGCCGCGAGAGCUUGAGCAGCAGGAAGCGACGCCAGCAGUGUCGGCACCGCAGACGGCCGCCAAGGCACAGCCCCAAGCAGCACCGACAGGCAGCAAGAGGAAGCAGAACAAUGCCGGCACGACUGCAGCGGGCCGCAAGAUCGCGCGCAAGACGGCGCACAGCUUGAUUGAGCGGAGACGGCGGUCGAAGAUGAACGAGGAAUUUGGCGUGUUGAAAGACAUGAUCCCCGCCUGCAAAGGGCAGGAGAUGCACAAGCUAGCCAUUCUGCAGGCAAGCGUCGAGUAUUUGCGCUAUCUCGAACAAUGUGUCUCCGAUCUACAAGCGCAGCACAACUCGCCACGGCCGCCCCCACCUACAGCUCGCCAGGCAGAUGACCUCGACGACGACGAUGAUGAGGACGAAGAGAUGGAGGACGACCAAGACGCUAGGGACGGCGCAGCUACUCCAGCAACAACAGUGCCGCAGAAGAGUGCCUCGAUGGUCUCCCUCCCUUCACUGUCUCAGAUUACCACAACCACCACAACCUCUCCCUCCGUCUUCUCCAUGGGCGCCGGCCGUCACUAUUCCAUCUCAUCCGCAGCCUCGAGCUACUCACCCUACCUCCACUCGAAUCAGGCCUCCCCAGCAUUUGGCCCCCAGCUACACCACGUAUCGGUGGCGCCGCCUUUUGGUAACGCCUUUGGUCUUGGGAGUCCAGCUUUGAAGCCCGUCGACUCGGCAUCGCAACUGCGCCACAUCGCAGAAGGCGCGACCGAGCUAUCGGAGAAGCAGAGGCCUACAUCGAACGCAGGCCGAAGGGAGCAAGAGCUCGACCAAGAAGCCACUGCCGCGCUACUCAUGCUCAACCACGACCGCAGAAAUUGGCGAAAUACGUCCGACGCACCCUCUAACCGAUCGAACACGGGAAUGAGCGUGAGAGACCUGCUGAGCGGCUAG